Molecule: messenger RNA, 1977 nt
Organism: Lolium rigidum
Lineage: Eukaryota; Viridiplantae; Streptophyta; Magnoliopsida; Poales; Poaceae
Product: LEAF RUST 10 DISEASE-RESISTANCE LOCUS RECEPTOR-LIKE PROTEIN KINASE-like 2.4
Exons: 4
Coding region: 118-1977 (619 amino acids)
Biological process (GO): protein phosphorylation
Molecular function (GO): polysaccharide binding; ATP binding; protein kinase activity
Source: RefSeq, a predicted model, not a curated record
GCCUAGUGCCCCGACUCACUAGCAGAGUAUUCUUAUUCUCUCUUACUUCCAUCUUCCGAAACCGUCCAGGGUGCAGCACCCCGCUCAAUAACAAAAAAUUCCAAAUCCUGUGCUGCCAUGUCUCCAAGCUGCUGCCUCUUCUGGGCCUGGUGGGUAUCGCUGAUGCUGGCCGUUGGGGCGGCUGAGGAGCACACGGAAGGCUGCUCGGCUAUGAGCUGUGGCAACCUCACCAUCUCUGACCCAUUCUGGCUCUCUGAUUGGCAGACGGGAAGAUCAUGUGGUUCCCCGGACUUCGAAAUCACCUGCCUUAACAACACUCCAGUUCUACCAAGCUCUAUACCCUUCAGUGUCGGAUUCAUGAUCAUGGACAUCUCUUACGAGGAAGAGAGUUUGCGCGUUGUGGAUAUCUGCAAGCAGAAACUGUUGCAAGCGUCCAACAGCUGCCAAGGAACAGGCUGGAACACCUCCGACAAGCUGGGCAUCCCGUUUAAGAUCGACCCCAUCAACCUGAACCUUGUCAUGUACAACUGCACAGCGGCUGCCGUGGCACGUCGGAACGGAGAGCUGGAGCAGACAAGAAUGAGGUGUGGGAAUGAGAGCCAGGUGUUUGUCCGCACGGAAGGGAGUUACGAUGAGACAAGGGCUAUCGAGGGCUGUGACAGUCCCGUAGUCGUGCCGGUGCUGGGUGGUGCAAACGGCGAGGUGAUCACAAGCGACUACGAGCAGCUCAUCGGCGGCGGCUUCCUCUUGAAAUGGCAGCGUGCACCUGUCAGUGGUAGUAAGUGGGCCUUCACGAAGAUCAUGUUAAUAGCUUUGACAUCAGCAGGUGCAACCUUGCUCUUUACAUGUAUUUAUUUCCUAACAUGGCAUAAAAAGGGCAAGCGACAAUGGUUUCUCAAGAAGACUAGCAGCAACAAUGAAAAGAAUUAUGAGGCCAUGAUAGUAUCUUAUGGAUCCCUAGCUCCAAAAAGAUACAUGUACUCAAAGGUAAUGAAGAUAACGUCUUCUCGCAGUGAUCAGCUUGGAAGAGGUGGUUAUGGUGUGGUUUACAAAGGAAGACUACAUGAUGGUCGUUUGGUUGCUGUAAAAUUCUUGCAUGACUGCAAAGGAAAUGGCGAUGAGUUUGUGAAUGAGGUUAUGAGCAUUGGCAGGACCUCUCACGUUAAUAUUGUUAGCUUAUUUGGGUUUUGUUUGGAGGGAUCGAAACGAGCUCUUAUAUAUGAGUACAUGUCCAACGGUUCCUUGGAUAAGUACAUUUACUCAGGGAACCCAAAAGAAACUUUAGGAUGGGAGAGGCUUUAUGCGAUAGCAAUUGGGAUUGCUCGUGGCCUAGAAUACUUGCACCAUGGCUGUAAUGCUCGGAUUGUUCAUUUCGAUAUCAAGCCUCAGAAUAUCCUUCUAGACAAGGAUUUUACCCCAAAGAUUGCUGAUUUUGGUCUAGCUAAAUUGUGUCAUGCAAAUGAGAGCAAGCUUUCGAUGACUGGUCCUAGAGGAACAAUUGGAUUCAUCGCUCCAGAAGUUCACUAUCGAACCUUUGGUGUGGUUUCAACAAAGUCAGAUGUUUAUAGUUAUGGAAUGAUGUUGCUAGAGAUGGUUGGGGGAAGGAAAAAUGUGAACUCAAUUGCUGAAAAUUCCAGCAAACAAUAUUUUCCAGACUGGAUUUAUGACCACUUUGCAGAAGAUGAUGGAUUCCAAGCAUGUGAUGUCACAAGUGAAAUUGAGGAAAUGGCAAAAAAGAUGACCUUCAUUGGCUUGUGGUGCAUACAAAUACUACCCAUUUAUCGCCCUACAAUAGCCAAAGUUUUAGAAAUGUUCGAGAGAAGCUUAGAUGAAAUGGAGAUGCCACCAAAGCAAAACUUUUGUGAACUACUUGAAGAUUCAGCUCAGAAUAUGAGCAUACAAAGUGCAAGUUCUACCAGUCCUGAAGACAUAAGCCUUGUGAAUUCAAAAAACCUUGAAGAGUUGCCAAGUCAUUGA